AAGUGGGCGGAAAGUUCUUCGCCAUAUAUAUACUAUGGCAGCAAGCGCAGGCUAAUGAUUGCCUACGCUCACACGCUCAGGCAGAAACAACCACGUUCAAUGUUUCUCCACAGAGCUGACUUAAGCCUUCGUCCCCGCACGAAAUAUCGUGAUUCUGACUAAAAGAAAGUUUGUCCUUCGUCGGAGAGGUGGGAGAACAUCACGACCCCCGACCAUGAUCAACACCAUGGAGUGUUCAGUGGAUGCACAAAGUCUCAUUUCGAUAUCUUUAAGGAAAAUCCACAACUCUCGUACGCAGAGAGGAGGAAUCAAGCUGCACAAAAACCUGCUGGUCUCCUAUGUACUGAGGAACGCCAGGCAAGUGUACAUGAACGAGAAGUACGCCGAAAUCUACAGAAUGCAGCAGUACGAGGAGGUGAUGACCGUCUGCAACGAGAUCCAGGAGCUGAACCCUCUCGAUCUGGUGGAGGACUGCGAGGAGCAGACGGGGGACUGCUGCGGCAGCGCGACCGAGUCGGCGAGCCUCUGCGGUGCGCUCCUGCCCGUCAGUCACCAGGCUCCUUCGGCGCAGCACAUCCAGCCCAGCAGCGCCUGCUCGGUGCCCCUAGCUCUCCAAAGCGAGGAGGUCUGCAAAGCGCCGGACCCCUCGUUCUACCACAGCUGCUGCGCGGAGGUCUACCCCGUGUCCAACUGUGACUUUUCGCCGGUAAACAGUAUGCACUGCAACAAAACUACAGUGCUCGAUUUGGACACGCAUGUCGUUACCACAGUAGAGAACGGGUAUUUGCAUCAGGACUGCUGCGCUUCGCUCCAACAGUGCUGCCAGGGCGCGCAGAGCCCGGCCAAGAAACGUAAGCUUGACUUUGAGUACUACGUGUCCGAGAUCGAGGAGGUACCGGAUUUUACGCCGUGCAAAAGAGCGAAAUUUGAGGACUCUUCAUACGCGAGCACGGAGCCCUUGGACACGUCGAACAUUUCCAACCUCAUCUCGAUCUUCGGCUCGGGGUUUACGGGACUGGUGAGCAGACAGGCGGAAUUGGAGCAAGCCUUAAACGGACAGUUCUGUAGCAAACAAGCCCUGGCGAGUUUAGGGGCUUGGACGAGAGCUAUUGUAGCCUUUUGACUCUGUGGUAAAUGCGAAUACAGAUACUUUAUGAAAAAAUUGUACAAAGUCUAAGACAAAUUGACUUUUAUUUUUGCAGCAAAGUUAUUUAAGCCUUUUUAUUUGGGUUUGUUUUUCGUUUCGUUUCAGUGGAGGAGGCGGACAGUGGUUGUAGCCUACCACUUGUGAUGUAUCCUUUAAAACAAAUGUCGAUAGUACAACAAGCGUUUU
Molecule: messenger RNA, 1333 nt
Organism: Sinocyclocheilus grahami
Lineage: Eukaryota; Metazoa; Chordata; Actinopteri; Cypriniformes; Cyprinidae
Product: immediate early response gene 5-like protein
Exons: 1
Coding region: 215-1123 (302 amino acids)
Source: RefSeq, a predicted model, not a curated record